This is a messenger RNA of Patella vulgata (common limpet), 5162 nucleotides long. RefSeq names its product uroporphyrinogen decarboxylase. Gene Ontology annotation, cellular component: cytosol. The record is from RefSeq and is a predicted model, not a curated record. The coding region runs from base 39 to 1151 and encodes 370 amino acids. NCBI's taxonomy places the organism in Eukaryota, Metazoa, Mollusca, Gastropoda, Patellidae. The transcript is spliced from 10 exons. Gene Ontology annotation, biological process: heme biosynthetic process. Gene Ontology annotation, molecular function: uroporphyrinogen decarboxylase activity.
AGGGACGCAACUCGGAUUAAACGUGAUUUUCUAUCGAGAUGGCUGAAUCAACAAGUGCAGACGUUCAGGUUUUUGCCCCUCUACAGAAUGAUCUGAUUUUACGGGCUGCGAGAGGGGAAAAUACAGAAAGAGUUCCGGUAUGGGUGAUGAGACAGGCUGGAAGAUACUUACCAGAAUAUAAAGCAGCCAAAGGGGAUAAGGCAUUCUUCGCUACAUGUCGAGAUCCAGAACUGGUGUGUGAACUUACCAUUCAGCCUGUAAAGAGAUUUGAAGUUGAUGCUGCUAUCAUAUUUUCUGAUAUCCUAAUUAUACCUUUAGCUGUAGGUUUAACAGUAGCUAACGACCCAGGACAGGGUCCUGUUUUUGCGGAUCCCAUAUUAUUACCGAGUGAUGUAGAUAGAUUGAAUCCUAAACCAGACAUGGUGAAAGAACUUGGUUAUGUUUAUGAAGCCAUUACGUUAACUAGGAAGACAUUAAAAGGAAAAGUUCCAUUAUUUGGAUUUGCAGGAGCACCAUGGACGUUAGUUAAAUUUAUGAUAGAGAACGUAAGCGCUGGUCCUAAUCCUAAUAGAGCCAGACGAUUUCUAGUGGAAUAUCCUGUAGCUGCUCGUAAACUAUUAGAGAUAUUAACAGAUGCAGUUAUAACACAUCUUGUUCUACAAAUAAAAGCUGGAGCACAGAUAGUACAAGUUUUUGAUUCAUAUGGAGGUGAAUUAGGUCCUAAAUUAUUUAAUGAAAUGGAAUUACCAUGUUUGCGAAGAAUAUCUCAUGAAGUUAAAAAAAGAUUAGUUGAAGAAAAUCUCGAACCUGUCCCCAUGAUAAUAUUUGCUAAAGAUGCCCAUUUUGCUGUAGAAGAAUUAGCUAAUAGUGGUUACGAUGUGGUGGGGUUAGACUGGACAAUGAAGCCUACUCAUGCCAGACGUUUAGCUGGACCUAAUGUAACUUUACAAGGCAACAUGGAUCCUGUUAUGAUGUUUGCAUCCAAGGAAGAGAUCAAGAAGGCAACAAAAGAAAUGGUACAGAAAUUUGGUACUCAGAGAUAUAUAGCUAAUCUAGGUCAUGGUGUAAUGAAAGAUACGGAUCCCGAUCAUUUAGGAGUUUAUAUAGAUUCUAUACAUCAGUAUUCAGAAGAAAUAAAUGCUACAGCUUAAUAGUAUUAUAAUAUUCCUUUUACUUAUAACCAAUCUAAUUAAAACACAGAUCCUAUCUAGUUUCAUUUUUUAUAGUUCAAGAUUUCGUUUUACUUGUCUUUACUACACUAGGAUCUGGAAGAGUUGUUAUAUUACUCGCGUUCUGGAUGAUGUGAGUGAUUAGCCAAUGAAACGGUCUGUUAGCGUGAGAUUUUGGCAUGAGGUGCACAGAACUUUGGGUAACCCACUAGAAACAUUUGAUUUUCAAAUGUCUGACAUCAUAGGGUUAAAAGCCGUUUGUAUGAUCUCUGACGUGACCUUCCACUAUAACCAGUAAGACCUUCUUGUAUUGUAGGCCAUCGAAAGUCAGAUCUUCUUGUAUUGUAGACGAUCGAAAUUAUAAAAAAACGAAAAGAAAUAUAGAUCUGUAUUUUAAUCAGACUGAGUUAUAAUCGACAAUCUGUCCAGUGUCAAUCUCGAGCUUCAUUCAUGAAAACUUAAACUUAAAAUGGUUUAAGAAAACUGAUGUUUCAUUGGCUUAGCACUAAAAUUAUUGCACAAAUUUGAGCUUUUGGCCAAUUAAAAGGCUGUUUUCUUAAAAUAUUUAAAAGUUUUAUUGAAUAAGGCCCGAGACCUAGAAAUAAUCAUUUUAUCAUUUGAGUUACAACUGACAUAAUGUCAGGCACAAACGAACUAGUUAGUACGUGACAUUUUGAACUUUAUAUAAAUAUCAUUGAAAACAAAUCUGUGCAGAGACAAAAUGGCAGACAUUAGAGGAAUUGUGCCUAAUAAAGCCUAGAUUUGUGCCUGAUAAAGCCUAGAUUUGUGCCUGAUAAUGCACUAUUUCAAGGCUUGCUAUAUAAUUUCUGAUGCCUGUGAAUGAUAGAAUUUUUAUAUAUAUAUAUAUAUAUAUAUAAAGACUUUCAUCAGGUGAGUGUAAAAGUAAAAGUGUCCAUUUACUAUAUUUAAUAAUUUAUUAAUCAAAAUAAUACAUAAGAUCAAACCAGGUCAAGAUUUUAUUUUCACACAAAUCAGACAAGAUUGAGCAGUAUGCAUAUCCUUCAGUUGGUUAGUCCCGUUUCCCGGAGUAACAAAGAUACGGAGUAACAAAGAUACGGUAUUAUAAUUCUAAAAAUCAUUAUUUUAUUAUAUUAGAGCUAGAAGAUGACGUCUACCAUGUUGCUUCUAAACUCUCACUGUAUUUAGUUAUUGAUGGGAACAAAAGUCAUGUAUGCAAAAGUCAUGUAUGCUUGAAGAGUCCUGUAUGCAAGAGUCGUGAGUGAGAAUCCCUGAUGCUCUAUCUCAUUUAACAUGGCUUUAGUUUCUGUGGGUUCAGUCCACAAUUUAAAAAAAAAAACAGGAUUUAUUUUUAAUGUAUAAAUUGUGAAUGACACAACUUACCAACUCCUGCAGUCAAUAUUAUAUUAUUAUAAUAAUCUGAUGUUAUGAAGUUGUCAAUCAAACUGAUUGUUUAUUUUGAUUUUAUAAUAUUUUGUUAUAUCUUCAUAUUUUAGAAAUUAUAUUUUAGUUAAAUAUUUUUGGUUGUUACUAUAUUUUUGUUAGUGAAACAUACAGAUUACAAUUUCAUUUCAUUAAUGUUUUUCUGAUAUAGACAACAGCUAUAUGGCUCUAGUCAUGACUACCAGUCUUCACUGACUGGUAGUAAUAAUUACCAUCCUACCAGACAAUUUCAAUUAGAAUUUUAUAAAAUUUAACAUUAAAAUUUAAUAAAAAUGAAGAGGCAUGAAUUUGAUUUAAUAAAAUUGAAGAGGCAUGAAUUUGAAUUACAACAGGGUGACAAUAUAACCCACUUUAAUUUGAUUUUAAAUUCGUUUGGAUCUUUUUACGGGGAGUCAAGGUAAUUAAUUAGUUAAAUAGUUGGCCGAAGAUUCAUUUGCAGGAAAUCCAGAAAAAUUAUAAAUAUCAUUGGUUUGAUAUUUUAUUCGCCCAUAUCGAAAUGCGGUCGUUUAUGCCGUCGCCCCGUCCGUAGGUCGGUAUGGCGUCCGCAAUUGCUUGUGGACGCUCUAGAUGCUAAAUGUAUUAUCCAAUUUCCGAUUAUUACUACCAGAGUUAUGGCCCGUGAUCACUUGAGAAACCUUGUGGAUGUUCUAGAGGCUAAAGUUAAUAUAAAUUUAUACACACGGUGUUUAAGGUCACGAGACAAACGAUCGAAAACAAAUUCUAAUGUUUUCUGAUAAUUACUUAAAGGAUUGUUACUCGUAAUCAGAUUUUAGUGUGUUGUAAAUGUUUCAAUUACUUACAAAAACAAAUAUGAGACAACCCCGUUUACUGCCCGGACGACUUUGCUGCUGUGGGAGUAUGUAUCGUUGCCUGGCAAUCUAUCUUAGAACUUUUAAAUUAAAGAAUAUCUGAAUUUAUUAAUGUUUUUUUCUAUUAAUUUGUUUUGUUGUGUGUGAGGUAAAGGUAUUAUUAUUUGGGAAUGGUUAAUGCUUUAAUUGUGGGGAUUGGAAGAAUAUCAAAGUUUUAACAGUUGAAAUGUUGGGUAAUAUUAUUUGUAUAGGAUAUAGUUGAGAAAUGUUAAGCCCUUCAUGGAUUAUACUGACAAGGUGUUGAGAGAUUAACAGCUACCCAGUAAAAUUUAAAUAACCGCCGAUACGGCCCGGUCAUCAGGGCCUCUGUUCACAUUUUCUAGUCUGUAUAAUAUAUGAAAUCUAUAUUUCAUCUGCCGCGUUUACAUGAUACUUCACUGAGUACACGUUUGGUCCUUGGUUUUUCAUCCCAUACGAACGACUGGUCACACUGACUUGUGAUAACCGGCCUUGAAGAAUCAUAAUGGUUCUUCUCGGUCCUUGUCGGGAUUUAAACCCGUUAUAUUCUGGUCGAGAUCCCAGUACCUUACCGAACGACUCCCGUGGACACCAACAUGUAUAGUACCGACUUAUUUUAGAACGUCAUUAUUCUCUCACGUCGUCUGUGAAUUAUGAAUUGAAAAAUAUUAUACUUUCAUUUGUAUCAUUUUAUUAUCUUUAUAUAAGCCUGCAUAUCAUUUAUAUACUGCCAUUUAAAAUAUACUGAUAUAUACCUUAUAGAGUUUUAUAUAUUAAUUAUAUUUUUGAUAAAUGCUACCCCGGUGAAAUUCUUCUCGCGUAUCUUGUGAUUUCUUCAACCGAACCAGAUUUAAAAAAAAAAAAAAAAUCCCGUAGCUAACUAUAUUUGGACAGUCUCGUAGCUAGUUAUAAUUGGGGCUGCUCGUAGCUAACUAUAUUUAGGGACUUCCCGUAGCUAACUAUAUUUGGGAAAUUUCCGUAGCUAACUAUAUUUGGGUAGUCCCGUAGCUAUCUAUAUUUGGGAGGUCCAUUAGCUAUAUAGUUAUAGAAUUGGGGCUUCCCCUAGCUAACCAUAUUGGGUAUUUCCCGUAGCUAUCUAUAUUUGGGAGGUCCAUUAGCUAGUUAUAGAAUUAGGGCUUCCCCUAGCUAACCAUAUUGGGUAUUUCCCGUAGCUAACUAUAUUUGGGAACUUCACAUAGCUACUUAUAUUUGAAGAUAUUCUAUAGCUAACCAUAUUUGGACAGUUCCCGUAGCUAACUAUAACUAUUUGUUGAACUGGUACAUUCGUAUUUUAAUUUAAACAGGAAUCUGUGUUUAUUAUUAAAAUAGGAUUGGUUGAUUAAGAUAAGACAAACGGUAACGAUUCUCAUUUGUGGCUUAUUAUCUCUAGAACAGUGGUUCUCAACCUUUUUUGCCAACUGCACACCCUGGAACACAUGAAUAAAUAGCGGCACGCCUGGCUAAAUAUAUAUGAACGCAUAGGCACAUAGAAUGACUCAAACUAAAUAAAGAAAAACACAGCAGUGUUUCGAAUUUCACCAGUCAAAUAGCUGACUUCUUUAGUGAGAAAUUUUCUUAUAGUGUGUCGUUCAAAAUUUCGAGGCACAUGUAGAAAGAUCUGGCGGCACACCUGGUUGAGAAUCACUGCUCUAGAAGAUUAUCUAUUAUAUAAUGGGCAAGGCUUUGUUUACUGAUGAUUAUAUAUUAUAUUAUACGAGCAGUCAUUAAACUGGUUACAAAUAAA